Messenger RNA from Penicillium daleae, 1857 nucleotides. RefSeq names its product ER oxidoreductin. NCBI's taxonomy places the organism in Eukaryota, Fungi, Ascomycota, Eurotiomycetes, Eurotiales, Aspergillaceae. Gene Ontology annotation, molecular function: FAD binding; protein-disulfide reductase activity; thiol oxidase activity. Bases 1 to 1857 code for a protein of 618 amino acids. The record is from RefSeq and is a predicted model, not a curated record. Gene Ontology annotation, cellular component: endoplasmic reticulum membrane; endoplasmic reticulum. The transcript has 3 exons. Gene Ontology annotation, biological process: protein folding in endoplasmic reticulum.
AUGGUUGGCAAUAUGCGGUCAGCCGCUGGACUGUUCUAUGCCGCAGUCUUUGCCUUUUCCAAUUUGGCGACGGCCAGCAGUCAUGGCUCAACGGGCCUGGAUACGAUGAACAAAUGCGCGAUCGAUCCAUCAGCGAUGGUGUCCGACGCGUGUGUUUCCUACGGCACGAUCAACAAACUCAACGAUGAAAUUUACACCCUCCUCCAGUCAAUCACCCUCGAAACCGACUUCUUCUCCUACUACCGCUUGAACCUCUUCAAUAAAGAAUGUCCGUUCUGGUCAGACUCAAAUAGCAUGUGCGGUAAUAUCGCGUGCUCCGUGAAUACGAUUGAUUCCGAAGAAGACAUCCCCCUCGUCUGGCGGUCGGAAGAAUUGAGCAAGUUGGAAGGUCCCAAGGCGAACCACCCGCCUCGCAAGGUCCAGGCAGAGCGCCCGAAAGAGCGCCCGCUCCAGGGUAUGCUGGGUGAAGGUGUUGGAGAGAGUUGCGUGGUGGAGUACGACGACGAAUGUGACGACCGUGAUUACUGUGUCCCGGAGGAUCAGGGUUCCGCCGGCAAGGGCGACUAUGUGAGCUUAGUGGACAACCCGGAGCGAUUCACCGGAUAUGCAGGAGAAGGCGCGCACCAAGUGUGGGAUGCGAUCUACCGUGAGAACUGCUUCAUGAAGCCUAUGGCCGAGGAGCUAGAGGAACAGUCGCUCAACGUCCCCCUGGGCGGCCUGCAGGCCGUGUCCGAUUUCCGCAACGUCCUGCAAAAGGAAUCGCAGCGACUGGAUGGAUUGCCCUUGGAUAAUGAGUGUUUGGAGAAGCGUGUCUUCCACCGGCUUAUCAGCGGAAUGCAUGCCUCCAUUUCCACACAUCUCUGCUGGGACCACCUCAACCAGACGACCGGCGAGUGGCACCCCAACAUGCAGUGCUACAAGGAGAGGCUGCACGAGCACCCGGAGCGCAUCUCCAACAUGUACUUCAACUAUGCCCUGGUCUCGCGCGCCGUUGCCAAGCUGCGUAAGCAUCUGCAAGGCUACACAUUCUGCACUAGCGAACCCGAACAAGACAUGGAGACCAAGCAGCGAAUCAACCAGCUCACCGAGGUUCUCUCACGGCCACCGCAGAUCUUUGACGAGAACCUGAUGUUCCAGGACCCCAGCACUCAAGGACUGAAGGAAGACUUCCGCAACCGCUUCCGCAACGUCAGCCGCCUGAUGGACUGCGUGGGAUGCGACAAGUGCCGACUCUGGGGCAAGCUGCAGGUGAACGGGUAUGGAACUGCCCUCAAAGUCCUCUUCGAGUACGAUGAGACCAAGAACGGAGAGAACCCGCCGCUGCGCCGCACGGAGCUGGUAGCCUUGAUCAACACGUUGGGUCGCAUCUCGCACAGUAUCGCUGCGGCGCGUAGCUUCCACGAAGCUCUGGAGGCCGGCCAUGAGAAUGCCUUCCCGCUUCGACACUCGGCGCCCUCGACUCAUAAUCACGCCGAGGCCAAGAAUCAGGAUACAGAACCGCGGAAAUUGUUCCACGAUGGCACUGGACAGUUCUAUUACGAGAAUGACGAGGGUGACUAUAUCUACGGACGAGAGAAAGCGGAUCGCCUUCCGUGGCAACGUCCUCCCCGGAAGCCGGAUGCUUCUGCCUUUGACGAUAUCAAGACCGAGUUUGAUAUGGUCUGGGACGUGACUGCAUACGUCCUGCGGAGCUGGCUGGAUAUUCCUCGGACAUUAAUCGAAAUCGCCGUGUGGGAAGGACAGCGUCUCUGGGCCUUCUGGCUGGGUCUACCCGUGCCUCCUCGCCCUUGGAAGCUCCAAGCCCCCGGGUCUGAGGGAACUCGACGACCCCCAGCCAAGGCUCACAGCGAACUGUGA